UCCAACAACGAAAGGAGGAAAAAAAAACCUUAAACCCCUUCAUUGAAGCCCACCCAAUUCUAACUAAGAAUACCCAGUUAUGCCUACUGCACAUCAAGAUUAUAACAGCAACUCUCCUCCUAUGGUCUCAAGAGUUGCAAUUAUAGGAGGUGGGGUUAGUGGUUUAGCUGCUCUGAAGCAGCUUGCUCACCACAAUCCUAUCCUCUUUGAGGCCUCUGACUCCAUUGGAGGUGUUUGGGGAAGCUGUUCUUACAAUUCAACCAAACUCCAGUCCUCCCGCUCCGAUUACGAGUUCACUGAUUUUCCAUGGCCUAAUAGAGAUGAUCCAAGUUUCCCUUCUCAUCUUGAGAUUCUGGAUUACUUGGAUUCUUAUGUCAAACAUUUCGAUUUGUCAAAACAUAUCAACUUCAACUCAAAGGUGGUCGAACUUAAGUUCGUCGGAGAUCGGGCCGGGACCGGUCCCGGAGAGUAUGGGAGUCUAUUGCCUGGUCAGCCUGUUUGGGAGGUGGCCGUUCAACACAACGAAUCCAUUCAGUGGUAUGCGUUCGAAUUUGUGGCAGUUUGCAUUGGAAAAUAUGGCGAUAUACCUAAAAUUCCAGCUUUUCCACACAACAAAGGGCCUGAAGUAUUUAAAGGCCAGGUCUUGCACUCCAUUGAUUACUGCAAACUCAACCCUGAAGCUUCUUCUAAACUACUUAAAGGAAAGAAAGUUGUCGUCGUUGGAUUCAAAAAAUCUGCAAUUGAUCUUGCCAUGGAGUCUGCUCAAGCUAACCAAGGUCCAGAAGGAGAACCAUGUACAAUGGUGGUAAGGACAUUACAUUGGACUGUCCCUCAUUACUGGGUCUGGGGUCUGCCUUUCUUUAUGUUCUUCUCAACAAGGUCUUCACAGUUCAUCCAUCAAACACCAAACCAGACCUUCCUCAGGACCCUCCUCUGCCUUUUCCUUUCUCCAAUGAGGCAAGCAGUUUCGAAAUUCAUCGAGUCCUACUUGCUAUGGAAACUUCCUCUGAUAAAGUAUGGAUUGAAACCAGAACACCCAUUUUUGGAAGACUAUGCUUCUUGUCAGAUGGCUAUCAUGCCAGAGAAUUUCUUUGAUGAGGCUAAUAAGGGAAAGAUUGUGUUCAAAAGAGCAUCAAAAUGGUGGUUCGGGAGGGAAGGGCUCGAAUUCGAAGAUAACACGAAAUUAGCUGCUGAUGUUGUGAUUUUGGCAACAGGUUACGAUGGGAAGAAAAAGCUCAAAACCAUCUUGCCAGAACCUUUCCAGAGUUUGCUUGAAUACACUUCUGGUGUCAUGCCCUUAUACAGGGGAACGAUUCAUCCGCUGAUACCAAACAUGGCAUUUGUGGGAUACAUUGAGAGUGUUUCAAAUCUACACACAGCAGAGCUGAGAAGCAUGUGGCUGGCUAGACUAGUUGGUGACAAAUUCAAACUCCCCAGUGUAGAGAAAAUGCUUGAACAAGUAUCUAAAGAGAUAGAAGUCAUGAAAAAGACUACCAGGUUCUACAAGAGGCAUUGCAUCUCUACAUUUAGUAUAAACCACAGUGAUGAGAUUUGUCAAGAAAUGGGAUGGAACUCCUGGAGGAAGAAAACCUGGCUAGCGGAAGCUUUUAGCGCUUAUGGUAGUCAGGACUACGAAGAACAUGAAAUGUAGGAAAAGAAAAAGAAAUGUUUGCUUCAAUUCUUGCAUUAGAAAGGUUAAUUUCUUAUGCAUCUCAGAUCUACUGCAAGAGAUAGAUCUAGUAAAUCAAAAUAAAGCAUGUACUACCCUAAAAGAGGACCAAAUUGUCCGACGCAACCAAAAACGUAUACUAUAUAUUCAAUGCUGACAGUUGUUCAGGA
Molecule: messenger RNA, 1839 nt
Organism: Tripterygium wilfordii
Lineage: Eukaryota; Viridiplantae; Streptophyta; Magnoliopsida; Celastrales; Celastraceae
Product: probable flavin-containing monooxygenase 1
Exons: 5
Coding region: 80-1651 (523 amino acids)
Molecular function (GO): flavin adenine dinucleotide binding; N,N-dimethylaniline monooxygenase activity; NADP binding
Source: RefSeq, a predicted model, not a curated record